This is a messenger RNA of Rhizoctonia solani, 1767 nucleotides long. Its product is annotated as AMP binding enzyme. The transcript is spliced from 15 exons. Lineage: Eukaryota; Fungi; Basidiomycota; Agaricomycetes; Cantharellales; Ceratobasidiaceae. The record is from RefSeq and is a predicted model, not a curated record. Gene Ontology annotation, biological process: secondary metabolic process. The coding region runs from base 1 to 1767 and encodes 588 amino acids. Gene Ontology annotation, molecular function: CoA-ligase activity.
AUGUCCCGCAAUCCAGACGGCACCUUUUCCUCCCAAGUCGCACCUCUUGAAGGUCCAGAAUACCCCCGAGAUGACCUGACUGUACCUCAGUUUAUGCUCGAUUCCACUCAUCCUUUGCGCCCAAUACGUGACGCAAACAGUCCUUGGAUCAUUGAGGAUGAGACUGGUCGAGGAAUUGGUUUCGAAGAGAUCCGCUCGCGUGUAUGGGGUCUGGCAAACGCCAUUAGUACAAGAUGGUCGGAUAUAGCCGAGGACGACGUCGUCUGUAUUUUCUCGCCAAACAAUGUCGACUACCCCAUUACAAUUUGGGCGGCUCAUCGGCUUUCUCUUGCCGUCUCCUGCGCAAAUCCUGGAUACACAGAGGACGAGCUCGUAUAUCAACUCGAGGCUACGAAAGCCAAAUUACUGUUUGUGCAUCCUGCAAGUUUGAAAACAGCUCUGUCAGCUGCCAAAAAAGUUGGCCUGUCUCCCACGCGAAUCAUAUUGUUCCUCGAAGCGAAACCAACUACCAGUGUUGGCGACUUUGCCAACAUUGACCAGCUCGUACGAGAGGGCCUUGACUCGAAGCCUAAUUUUGUAGAGAAGCGACUCGCACCGGGGGAGAACAAAACCAAAAUCGCUUUUUAUUCGUUUUCUAGUGGAACUACCGGCAAGCCAAAAGCCGUUGCAAUCCCACACCAUAGCGUGCUUGCAAAUGUGCUGCAGAAGGCGAAACACAACAGGAUCACAGAUCCAACACUAUCCCGUAAAGCAGCCCGCUACAGGCGUGGCGAUGUGGCCAUAGCGGUGUUGCCCAUGUUUCACAUCUACGGGUUGAUCGUGGUGACCCAUUUCAAUAUCUUCGCGGGGCUCCCUCUGGUAGUGAUCCCGAAGUUCAAUUACGAAGAUAUGCUGAAGAGUAUUGUUAAGUAUCGCAUCACUCAUCUCUACCUUGUUCCACCACAAGUCGUACUUUUUGUGAAGCAUCCAGCGACUAAACGAUAUGACCUUUCUCAUUGUCACUACUGCAUGGUUGGAGCAGCUCCCCUUUCAUCCGAACUCACGGCCCAAUUCAUAAAGCAAGUUCCGAGCGUGAGCGUUGGACAAGGUUAUGGAAUGACGGAAACUGCCACCACUGUAUUGAUGGCUCCCCUCGAACACAUGGGUAGCGGCGGGGUUCCUGGAAGUGCCGGACGCCUAAUACCAAAUACCACCGCCAAGGUUGUCAAGGUGGACGGCACACUCGCGGGCUUCGACGAGCCGGGCGAAUUGGUAGUAAAAGGACCUCAGAUGGCAUUGAGGUACUCCAAUAAUGAACAAGCCACCAAGGAAACGUUUGUAAAUGGUUGGGUACAUACCGGCGAUGAAGUCGUCAUCAACAAGGACGGGGAUGUAUUCAUUGUCGAUCGCCUAAAGGAAAUUCUCAAAGUGCGGGGGUUCCAGGUAGCUCCCGCAGAACUCGAGGGCUUCUUGUUGGAUCACCCGCUGGUUUCUGACGUCGGGGUCGUUGGAUUCCCUGAUGAAUACUCGGGAGAAAUCCCAUUAGCGUUUGUGGCCUUAUCUGAAGAGGCAAAGAAGGGCGGGAAGAGCCAAGACGCGCUCAGGAAAGAAAUUACCAAGUUCGUCGCCGAUAAUAAGAUCAAAUAUAAGUGGCUGGAAGGGGGCGUGGUGUUUGUCGACGCUGUACCAAAGAACCCAAGCGGCAAGAUCUUGCGCCGUAUGUUGAGAGAUCAAGCGAAGACACUUACUCCUGCCCAAAGGGGGGUUACUCAGAAAGGGAAAUUGUAA